Molecule: messenger RNA, 2603 nt
Organism: Thrips palmi
Lineage: Eukaryota; Metazoa; Arthropoda; Insecta; Thysanoptera; Thripidae
Product: lysosomal-associated transmembrane protein 4A
Exons: 7
Coding region: 33-1133 (366 amino acids)
Cellular component (GO): lysosomal membrane
Source: RefSeq, a predicted model, not a curated record
UGCCAGUAUUCCCUCAAUGUUUGCAGACUGUCAUGGUGCCGCCCAACCUGCUGGGUUGCCCACAGACCUUGAUGCAGGGCAUCAUGAAAUUUGGAGACAGGAGCAGCAAUGAUUGGAGAUGCUGUUUCUGCUUCCAUGUUCGAACGGGAACCAUUUUUCUUGGUGUUUGGCAUUUGAUGCUGCAUGUUGUAGCCCUCUCUGCUGUGACUAUCAUUCUGAGAAGCAAUGAUUUGUACACUGAGUGGGACGAGCAAAUUAGUGUGUUGCCCACUCCACUGAGUGAAACUGACACUGGCCGCUGGAUCCGUCUUGAUGGCCUUAGCAGCGAUGCUGAUUUCCGUCAUAGCCAGGAGCCCGUUGCUUUGCCAUCAUCUCCAUUCAAAGAUUCUGUGUUUGAUUCUUCUGACGGCACCCAGUAUCUCAUUCGCCACCGUACUUACAACUACCGCAAAGCUUUGAAGGAUAUGAAUGUUAUUGUGGUCAUGAUGUUCUGCUCAUUUUCCAUUACUCUCCUUAUGGUUUAUGGAGCUGUGAAGGGAAAACCAUCGUACCUGAUGCCAUUCUUUUGCCUGCAAAUGUUCGACUUCUGCCUUACCAGUUUGACUGCUGUUGGUUACUUGUGCUACUUGCCAAACAUGCACCGUUACCUGGCUGAGAAUCCUACUGUUCCAUUCCGUGAACAACUUUUGCGGCUGGAUCCUCAAGUUCUGUCUCUUUUGGUACUUGGUGCAUUUACUGUUGUCAUGCUAAUCAAGUCUUACUUCAUUGGAAUUGUCUGGAGCUACUACAAGUAUCUAACUCUGCGUAUGGUUGCCAAUCGUCGCACUAUCCAUUAUAUUGAGUCUGAGAUUGCAACCAUGUCGCUGUCAGAAUCCCUGCUCGGCACCAUGCCAACAACUGUGGACCUCCCUGACUACGAGACAGCAGUCAAGAAAUUCUCUCCGCCACCGCCAUCCUAUGCUUGUGCCACAGCUAUGGCACAUGAAGGCCAGGUUAUGCAUCCUGCUGCACCCGUUGCUUCUGAUACCUUGGCUGUCCAAGUUGUUCCAUCUGAUUCUGCUGCCGCAGAAGUACCUCCCCAGCCCUCCACUUCUACUGCUGCUGCUUCCGAAGAAGCUGCAAGGAAUGUCUAAAACAGCAUUGAUUGAAUUAAUCAUUGAGGAGGCAGUGACAGCGAAUCUUAAAACAUUAAGGCGGAUAAGUAAAGGGCGUGUUACUUUGAUUUUUGUUCAUUUUAUCGGUUGGAACUUAAAUUAUCUGUUGUACCUAUUAAAUAGAAACUGAUAACUAGAAUGUGUAUGUAGUCAUCCUGAUUGUGAUGAAAGAGAAAAACAUGCAAUCACCUACUUAAGAAAAUCUAUGACAGAAUGAUAAAAAACAUGUCAUUAACACUAGCACUUGUUUGUGCCUUUCAGCAUUUCUUACACUGGAAUAAUGAUUUUUAUUUUUUUAUGAUAAUGGAAGAGUACUGAAUGUUGUGGAAUGUGAUGAAUGAAAUGAAGGAUAGGUAACCUAAAUGCUGUGCAAUAACCCCUACGUCAUGAAAGUAGCAAAUCUCACCACAGCGUGAAGCAGAAGCAUGAAUACUUAAUCUGCUUGUUAGUUAGAGAUAAGGUUACUGAAUUUUCUUUAGGAGCUUCCUACGUUUUUACGGAGUUCUCUUAAUAUAUAUUGAAAAGGGGGGAAAUAAGCAAAGAACUGUGUGGAUUUCAAUAACUUUGGUUGGUUAGUUGGUUAUUAUUUGUGUUACUGUAGUUUAGCCCAGGAUUUUUAUAUUUUCAGCUUGAGAGUGAAUGACAUGGUUUUUUAAUUAAAACUCAUAAUCUCCCUUUCUUCUUGAAAUUUCCUUAAUCAAUAGUAACAACACUUUGUUUAUUCCACUCUGCGUUUUAGAUUGGAAUUUGGACCGGGUGUCAGUUAAUUACCAUGCUAAUUAAGUGUUAGCAUUCUUUUGUGAUAACGAAGCCUCAUUGAGAAUAUGCGGCUAAGCCAUCUUGGUUAACAUCCAAAGAGAUUUAGUUUCAUGCACACAUUUUAAGACUGUUGUUCCUUUAACUAUGUGAGUAUUUAAGUUUAGUUUACUUGUUUUGGAAAAGGUAUUGAUGUUAAGCAGUAAUAGUUUGAAGUGCUUCCCCAUGCAGAUUUGCAAUUUACUUGUCCUUGACUCUCAAGUUUACUAUACAGAUCGCAACCAUCAUUACUUUCUGUAAAUUUUGACCUUUUCAAAAAAGAAAAGCUUGUUGGGUUGUUCUUUAUUUUGUGGUAUCUUUCUGUCCUGACGAUAAAGUUUAAUUUGGUCUUGAGGCAAGUACUGCAGAGAAGUGAGGUAAAUUAAUGCCAGUUUCAUUAAAUUUGAAGCAAUGCACCAUUUCUUGAAAUAGUGUCCUUUCUUUAUUCUAUGUGCUGUAUUAUGACAUAGCAUCUGUCUGUUUGGUCUCUGUAUUUAGAAGUUAAUUAGGCCUUUACUCAUGUGGGAAAUACUUUUAGAAUCAUAAGAUUUUGCUUAGACAGCUGUAGUCUCUUUGUCUUGUAUAGCCUUUGUCAUGUGUGUGGCAACUCAUAAUGUCAAAACUAAAAAAAAAAUUAAAGAACAAAAAAUAUUA